Molecule: messenger RNA, 1896 nt
Organism: Vigna angularis (adzuki bean)
Lineage: Eukaryota; Viridiplantae; Streptophyta; Magnoliopsida; Fabales; Fabaceae
Product: pentatricopeptide repeat-containing protein At3g48250, chloroplastic
Exons: 1
Coding region: 1-1896 (631 amino acids)
Biological process (GO): RNA splicing
Molecular function (GO): protein binding
Source: RefSeq, a predicted model, not a curated record
AUGAAUCCUUUGAAGGCAAUUGUUGCUAACCUCAGAUUCCUCGACUCGCCAGUCACCAGGAGACUCAUUGCAACUCGGUCUAUCCGACUCACUCAGAACCAGGUGACUCAUUUCUCUCUUCACACUCCAUCACCCUUUUUGGAUCAUUCUCGUGAUUUCCCCUUUCCCAACCUCCACCGAAAGAUCUACUUUUCUUCGAAAUCAAUUCCCAUUGCCGAGCUUAUUUUGACGAGCCAUUGGUCCAAGGAGUUAGAGCACGAGUUAGAAAAAUGCUACCCAUCCCUGACCCAUGAAACUGUUGUUUACGUUUUGAAGCGGUUGGAAGCAAGCCCAGAAAAAGCAUGGCGCUUUUUCGAUUGGGUCAGUACCAAAAAAUGGUUUAGAGCAAGUUCUACAGUGUAUGGUUUAAUCCUUAGGAUCUUGGCCACUGAGGUGACGAUAAAACAAUUUUGGAUUACUCUAUGGACUAUGAAGAGAAGAGGGUUUUAUUUUUAUGAAGAAAUGUAUUUGUCAAUUUUAGUCGUUUUUAAAAGGAAAAAGAUGGACAGGGAUUGCACGUCUCUUACCCACUUCUAUAAUCGGAGUAUCCGGGAGGAUGCAAUGCAUAGUUUUGUUGCCAAUGUUGUUGGCAUCAUUUCAGCGUCUAAAUGGGGUGAUGAUGUUAAUGGUGAACUUGCAAAGGUUAAAAUUCAGCUCUCCGAUAAUUUUGUAAUAAGGGUUUUGAGAGAGCUUCGAAGCACUCCUUUAAAGGCUUACGAGUUCUUUCGUUGGGUUGGUAGACAAUCUGGUUAUGAGCAUAAUACAGUGACUUAUAAUGCACUUGCAAGAGUUCUGGCGAGGAUAGAUUCAAUUGAGAAGUUUUGGAGUGUUAUUGAGGAGAUGAACAGUGUGGGUCAUGAAUUGGAUAUUGAUACUUACUUAAAGAUAUCAAGGAUGCUUCAAAGGCAUAGGAUGAUGGAAGAUGCUGUCAAGCUUUAUGAGCUUAUGAUGGAUAGUUCGUAUAAGCCAUCUGUUGAGGAUUGCAGCUUUCUUUUGAAAAGUAUCUCUGAAAGUGAUAAGCCAAAUUUGGAUUUAGUUUUCAGGGUUUCUAAGAAAUAUGAGUCAACAGAGCACACACUCCCCAAGGCAAUCUAUGAUGGGAUCCACAGGUCUUUGACAAAUUCUGGGAAACUUGACGAAGCUGAGAAUAUUGUUAAUCGUAUGAGAAAGGCUGGUCAUGAACCUGAUAACAUCACAUAUGGCCAAGUGAUUGUUGGAUUUUGUAAGAUGAGGAGGCUUGAAGAAGCAUGUAAAGUGAUGGAGGAAAUGGAAUCUUGUGGUUGCAUCCCUGAUACUAAGACUUGGACCCUAUUGGUCCAAGGGCAUUGUGUUGCGAAUGAAGUAGACAGGGCAUUACUAUGUUUACAUAAGAUGAUUGAAAAGGGCUGCAAUCUUGAUGCUGCUGUUUUAUGUGUUCUGACAGACAGUUUUCUUGGUCAAAAGCGAAUAGAUGAUGCAUACAAGUUACUUGUAGAGGUUGCUACCAAACACGGUGCAUCUCCGUCACGCAGUACAUAUGAGAAACUGAUUGUAAAUCUAUUGAAAAUUGAGAAAUUUGAGGAGGCUCUUAACCUUCUUUGUUUGACUAGGAUACACAAACACACACCAAUCAUUGAACCCUUUGUGCAGUAUAUUUCUAAUUUUGGGUCUGUUGAAGAUGCAGUAAAAUUCCUGAAGAGUAAGGGAAGUCCCCGGUCGUAUUUGAUCUACCUUCGUGUUUUUAAAUCUUUGGUUGGAAAAGGUAGACUUUCUGAGGCCGAAGAUCUAUUGAGCAAAAUACCCUCCUAUAUGAGUAAAACCAAAGAAAUCCGUGAACUUUUCGAUUCAAAUGUGUUUCGACUACGGCCUACGGGUUGA